GGUACGUCGAUUGUCAUCUGAUUACUACUUGUGUUUUGACCACCAUCCGGGCUGCGCCGGAUACUUAUAGACUGCUACCAACAACACAGCUAGUAAGUAUGCAACAGCCACAACCCUUUAAAAAGAAAAGGAAAUGUGUUACCGACCUUGACAGACACCGGAAACAUGCCCUAAAAUCAAUAAUCGUUAAGGAUUUACCCAUACAUGAUAUCCGAUGGAAUCUCGGGUACCUUACUGAAUUGUGUGAACCAGUAUUGUGUAAGGGACCUCCUGUAAACGGGUUUAAGUCAAGUGCAGAUGUAUUAAACAAAGUCAUCUUUAAGGUGUUUAUGUCGUACUCGGAUGCUUUCCAGCUAGGAUCCACAACCCAUCCACUUAAAAAUGUUAUUCUGAAACCAGGAAAUUAUUUAGAAGGUCCAAAACCUCGUAGCCUUAAGAAAAUGAGUGACACAAGUCUGCUUCCAAAUGAUUAUAAUAUUUACGAAGUGCAUAUACCUGAAAAUAAAACACUCGAAGACAUUAAUACCGUAAAAAUGAUUAAUUGGUUAUGGGUAAAUCAGCGUCAUAAUUAUGACGCCUGGAUGAAGAUGAUAAGAGUGAUGGUCUUGACUCAACGCCAAAUGCAAUUAGGUCCAAUUGAAAAUGACUUUGACAAAAAAUGUAUUUCUACAAGGGCAUCAGUGAAAGCAUUGAUCGGUGACCGAGGCCUAUGCCAUGGUUUAUGUGAUCUUAUAGUUCCGAAACUUUUAAUCGACCGAAGCACAGGAUUAUACAAUUGGCCUGGAUGGGCCUUGACUUUUGAUACGGAUGAAAACAGUUCAUUUCACUCGAGUUCACCCGGUAAUAGUGACUUCGACACGGACAGCGUCGACAGCGGACCCAUCGGCGUAGCAUGUAAUCGCCCCCGUAUAACGGGUUUUACGUCUUUUACUGAGACAUCCAGUGAAUCAUCAAGUGAAGCUUCAGGUAAAUCAAAAACUAGCAGGCUGGACGUUUUUAUUAAUGGCCACGGCGGGAACUACUGGGAUCAACGUAUGCGUAAACGGUUCGAUUUGUACAUGCGCACAUCGUUCAACGAACGGCGUAAUCGUGGAGCCAUUCGCGAGGCGAGGCGCAAGGUGCGUCUCCAAUAUGACAGUGAACGUCGUUCGACGGAGCCGCUCUUCAACGCGGAAGCAAAGCGCGCUGAAGCGUUGGCUGCUGAGCGUGUGCGUGCCGAGUUGCGACACCAAAACGCCACACAACGAGUCAAUAAUAAUCCCACACCAAGGGGAAAAUCCAUUGAACAUUAUUUGUAUCGGUAUAAACAGUUUAAUCACAAAUUAAAAUCUCAGUUGGAGUGUUCGUGGACACGAUAUUACGGAAAAAAGUUCAUUCCUACAUAUUUGAAUAAUUCGGAGCACCAAAAAGAUAUAUCGUUGAAAUGUUGGGUAUCACCAGUUCCGUGGAUUCAUCAAACCGGAAUAAAUGGCGGAUUUGCUGCGGUUAGUAUGGCCAUACGUCAAAUGAGAUUGAUCGAAGUAAUUCUGGGGGAGGCGGAAGGAAGAAAUUCAGACGAGCUGAAAGAUAUGUUGCGACAAUUAUCUCCAAACGGAGAUGUAUACUUAAAUUCACUCAAAAAUAGGUUUGAUAAUUUUGGUGUUAAAAGUCUAUCAGAAUUUAACAAUUCAACGAUGUUGCAUCUAAUAUCUAUUAUGAGAGAAAGCAAGGUAACAAAUUGGGGAGAAAUAUUUAGUGGUGACGUUUUAGCGCACGUGGCAAUGGUUGCUAACUUUUAUAACACACGGUUUGAAAUUCGUUAUGUGAGACAAGAUAUAUUGGCCAACUACAAAAAUGAUGAAAGUCCUGAAGCAGGCCCAUCGACAAGAGAUUCCCCAUUGUCCAUUGUGCAGCGUUUAGUACGUGGCCACUUAAUCGCUGUUUGUUUCGACGCCGAUGAAAAAAAAAGACCAACGACCAACGGCGGCCGUUCCGCAUAUUGGACCUUGCUGUGCGGCGUCAUUGUGGGAUUACCGUCAAAGAAACCUAAAAAGGAGCCAUUACCAGUGAAUAAGUUUGAUCGCAAAGACACGCAGUUGGCUUACGCGUACCACUACGAGCCCGAGACUCACUUAUUAACGCCAGUGGGAUUCGUCUGCCCGGAGACGGACGAGCCGGUGGACAUUGAAACGAUAAAGAAACGAGCUGAACACGUCGCCGAUAAACCGAACGAAAAUAGCGAUACACAUUGCAUAGACUGCAAAAUAGGACGUCAGAAGUGCCAGAAGUGUAUGAUCGAGUACGUUGACAAGAAACUUGACCUUGAACGGGACGCGGACAGCGUAUGGGUGGUGGCCCGGCAUCGCGACGAGUACGUGGUUUGGACACUCCGGGAACUUGCCAAAAGCAAUAGGCAGCUGCGCACGCCUGGCAAGGAAAUACUGAAAACCAUCCCUCAACAAAGGAAGAAUGAAUGGAUAAUUAGAGAUUCCCUGAUUGGUCGGUGCAGGCCGGGUCCGGGUGAGUCGCUCAAGUCAAUCAAUUCCGCGUACUGUCAACAGGAACGUGAACGACUGAACAUGGAAAGGCGCAAUAACCGCGACGUGUGCACCAUGGUGGUCGAACAGAUGGAGUCGUUGAGUCACCAAUACCCGGAUCUCCUCCCGUCCGAGUUGGUCGAAUUGCUGGACCUGUCCAUGUACACCAAUGAUUUGGCGGAACUGUGGAGGUCUGCGGCAACGGUAGCUUACGAAACCCCAGUCAAAUUCCCGCGGACUGAACCAGAAAUGCCACAUCAAAUGCCGGUAGCACCACCCCCGUAUCCGAUACCCACAUCACCGACACCAGUGACACCACCCACGCACACAGGGUCACCUAGCACAAAUUGUCCGUACAUUCUUCACAGUGGCCCUAACUUCGAUAGUUGCUUAGCUAAGCAGUACGUGUGCUUUGAGCCGUUAGAGAGUCGUUAUCAAAAUAAUGGCAUGGACUCAAUUCCCGAUGUAAACAAUAUAAAUGAUAUCUUGGUUAUGCCAGUCCAGUUCCAUUUUUCGAUCGAAGGCAAGUUGGCAAGUUGGGUUCGAAAAGAGCAGCGGUCUCAGAGGGACGACGCCAAAAAUCGUGCCUCAACAUCGGCCACGUUCACUGGAUAAGUUGUCCAGUGGCCGGUCGCGCCCGUCGACGGCGGUGACGGUUAGGUGAAGGUUUCGGCAGGACGGAGAACGGGGCGAGCCCGCCUUCGUUUCGCCGCAAAACCAAAUAGCGUGCGAGUCUAUCCAAACCCACAGCCGCCUGCGUCAACUUCCACCGUCUCAGCCACCAACGGUGCCGCGGGCGCAUGCGCCCAAACAAUUACCACCCUCAACCCACACAUUUUGCGAUCCAGCAUGCCACCGUAGCGCAACAUUCUACGGCUAUCAACACAACCCCCGUCACGCGAUUCUAAUCUCGACGUGAAUUGCGCCACACUUGCCAUUCACGCAUUCAUCAUUUCAACGUGAAUCGCACCACACACAUGCCGUUCUAGUAAUAAUUCUCAUCUCGACGUUAAUCACGUCACAAAUUCCAUCACACUCGUAACCACCCGAAUCCGCCGUAAUAUACUCACCGCUCGCGCUCGCCGUAAUAUAUAUAUAAUAUAUAUCAAUUUAUUAAUUUUUACUCGAUCACUGAACCGUGCCGAAAUGGAGAACGCGUCGAACACGAACCAAACAACCGAAUCGGACCCGGCCAGACGGGCCAGACAGGCCAGACAGGCCAGACGGGCCAGACGCAAUCGACUACGAAUCAACACCUGGCCCGAUGUCGUGGACGAACAACAAGGACCGCUGAUAACCAUCCAGACGACCAUCCUGUCGUUCGUCAUAAUGGUCGUGUUCUUAACACCAAUUUUGGUCAGCUGUUACGCGGCAAUCUACAUUUUCGCCGCCGAAUUACAAUUAUAUUACAAGAUUUUCACCUACCCAAUGCUGCCCGAUUUUCCUCAUUCCACAGUGGCAAGUUGUUGCGCAUUAUACCUUAACACAUUCCACGUGGCCGCCCUUGUAUUGUUUAUCAUUUUCAUGUGGCGAAAGACGUAUGUCAGUAUUCAAAUAAUCAUUGAAUACAUGUAUAAUGGUGAAAUAUUUUUGUUGUAAUAUAUUAUUAUCAUAACAUUUUAAUUCAAUAUUUCACUAUUAGUUAUAAUGUAGACGUAGUUAUAAAGCAAAUCCCUGAUUGGCCGUUUUGUAACGCUAACCAUUUGGUUUUUCUUACACCGAUUGAAUGAUGUCGAUCAGGGGUCGCUAUUACUAUUGUAGUUGUAUUUAAAAUAUUAUUCGAUAGUUUUUAGUAAUCGUGACAUUUUUAUUAUUU
This is a messenger RNA of Metopolophium dirhodum (rose-grain aphid), 4332 nucleotides long. RefSeq lists its product as uncharacterized. The coding region runs from base 99 to 3131 and encodes 1010 amino acids. The record is from RefSeq and is a predicted model, not a curated record. The transcript is spliced from 4 exons. NCBI's taxonomy places the organism in Eukaryota, Metazoa, Arthropoda, Insecta, Hemiptera, Aphididae.